AUGAAGGCAACAACUUCACACAAUCUCUUUUACUCACCAACUCCAAAAAACAACCAUCUCCUCCGCCCUCACCUACACCAACUGCCACAUGUCAGCUUCACAAUCUCCAAGGUUCCACUGUUAUCCUCCUCUUCCUGUAGCAGUGCAAUCAGGGCCGUUGAGAGAAGACGCCUGUCAUCUAUCUGGGAUGAGAAGCCAUAUGAGAUACUGGAAGAAGAUGUAGUCACAUUUCUUGACCCACCUAAGGAGCUUAUCCCUCUUGACCCGGACACUUACAAUCCAGCUGCUUACCUCUGGAGUAAAAUUGAGGAUAUUCCAGAAGAAAGGCGUCUUAGAUUAUUGUCUUUGAUAAAACAACCUAGGCUAAUAUCAAGAGCUUGGGAGAUAGCUGGCAUGAGAUAUGAGGAUGCUAAGUUAGCAAAGAAAUGUGGGUCUGACUUGUUGUGUUGUGAAGAUGGUGAAGUGUCAGUUGAGUUUUUCAGUUGUAGAAGUAAUGGAGGUGGUUUGGAUGUUUCUUGGAUGAAACAGUUCAAGAUGGCUAUAUUUCGUUGCCGUAAUGGGGAGGUUUAUGGGAGAUUUAUUGGUGGAUCGGUGCUGGCUCAAAUCAGAAAAACCUUUAGUCCAUUAUACUUUAAGGUCGCAGAGCAGAGGGAAGUAAUGUCUACGGAGCAGCCCUGUGAUUUAGCCUAUGAAUUUGGAGAUGGGCACUUGGAUCUCUGUGAUUAUCCUCAAGGCUUUCCAAGACCAGAAAAACAUCCAUAUCCUUUCGAUGAUCAGGUUGUCAUGUAUGUUCGUCAUGUUGGACCUGGGGUGCUAGUGGGGCAAGCAUGGCAAGAAGGGAAGGAAUUACAGCAAGUUCCUCAGAAGUUAUGUGAUGAGAUUUUGAUGGUUAAAGAUUAUGGCCCACCUAGAGAAUAUCCCUAG
Messenger RNA from Dovyalis caffra, 924 nucleotides. Lineage: Eukaryota; Viridiplantae; Streptophyta; Magnoliopsida; Malpighiales; Salicaceae. The record is from the annotation of a GenBank genome assembly.